Molecule: messenger RNA, 2314 nt
Organism: Hippocampus comes (tiger tail seahorse)
Lineage: Eukaryota; Metazoa; Chordata; Actinopteri; Syngnathiformes; Syngnathidae
Gene: nadk2
Product: NAD kinase 2, mitochondrial
Exons: 12
Coding region: 534-1802 (422 amino acids)
Biological process (GO): NADP+ biosynthetic process; NAD+ metabolic process
Cellular component (GO): mitochondrion
Molecular function (GO): NAD+ kinase activity
Source: RefSeq, a predicted model, not a curated record
GACUGCGCUAGGUUGGAAGCUCCAUGGUCGUAUCAAGCGGGUCAGGUCCACACUUGUUUUGGAAUUUAAAUUUUCCCGUCGUUUAUUAAAGCCAUUGGUGGGAGUGUGUGUGUGUCUGUGUAGGACGCAGUUUUAGUGCAAUUUACGAUAAGAUCUAAUCCAGUCGCUACAUCAAGCAUGGGACUUCUUGUUUACGAUAUUUUAACAACGUGCUAGCUUUGUACUGGUAACCGCAAUAACAUAGACACGAAAAGCACUUCGUUUAUGACAUGUGCACCAGUGUUACAUGUUAGCGAAGCGACUGGAGAACUACUAAAAGUUCUCCACAAUUCAUGUAAGCCUGUGGACACGGUGACCUUCCAGACUUUGCGUAGUACUCCCACUUCUUAUUGAAGAGCUCCUCGCCCCUACGAAUGGAUGAACAAACUUGACACGAGUCAUUCUGUUGGACGCUUACGAGUCGCACCGAACGGGUGCGUCGUUCAGCACACUUUGCGAGACUCGGAGUUUAGUGUUUUUGCGUUUCUUAAAGUAUGGCUUGCCGUUCGGUGACGACGUUGGUGUGUAUUGGGCGUCACGUGGCGAGUCGAACUUCCCUAUGCCCAAUUCACACCUCGUCGUCCUACUCUUCAACCCAACCAAACUACGGCUUCAAACCUGGCAAAGUCGCGGUGGUUACCAAAACGACUCGAUACGAGUUCGAACAGCAACGUUAUCGUUAUGCGGGACUCUCCGAGGAAGACCUAAAGCAGCUGCUUGCUAUGAAGGGUUCCAGCUACAGCGGCCUGCUGGAAAGACACAACAUCCACACAAGCAACGUGGAGCACAUUGUGAAAAGCCUGCAGAACGAAGGAAUUGAAGUGAAAGUGGUGAAAAGGGGCGAAUAUGAUACCGAAGUAGUUCAAUGGGCAGAUGCCAUCAUAUCUGCUGGAGGAGAUGGGACAAUGCUGCUUGUUGCCAGUAAGGUUUUGAGCAAGGACAAACCAGUUGUUGGAGUAAACACAGACCCGGAGAGGUCAGAGGGUCAUCUGUGCUUGCCUGUAAAGUACACUCGCAAAUUCCCAGAGGCGCUGGGGAAACUCUUCCGUGGUGAGUUCAGGUGGCAGUGGCGCCAAAGGCUGCGACUGCACCUCGAGGGCACCGGCGUAAAUCCCACGCCGCUCGACCUGCACGAGCAGCAGCUGAGCCUGGAGCAGCACAGCCAGGCGCAUCGCAUCACCACCGUCGGCAACCGACAGAAAACCGGAACACCCAACGAAAGCUCCUCCAAGCCCAGUCUACUCCCCGUCAGGAGCCUGAAUGAAAUCUUCAUUGGAGAGUCUCUUUCGUCCAGGGCGUCUUACUAUGAGAUCUCGGUGGAUGACGGCCCGUGGGAAAAGCAGAAGAGUUCGGGGCUCAGCAUUUGUACAGGAACAGGAUCCAAAGCCUGGUCAUAUAACAUCAACAAACUUGCUGAGCAAGCGGUGAACGAGAUCUUAAAAAUAGGAAAAUGUCAAACGGGCCUGGCCAUUCCGCUCCACCUUGAAUUCAUUGAGAAAGUGACCGACAAGUACAACGAGUCGCUGGUGUUCAGUCCCGAGGACCGCCGCUUGUUCUUCAGCAUCCGGGAGCCAAUUGUGAACCGAGUGUUCUCCAGUAGCCGGCAGAGAGGCUUCGCCAGCAAGGUGUGCGUUCGCUCUCGUUGCUGGGACGCCUGCAUGGUGGUGGACGGCGGGAGCUCCUUCGAGUUCAACGACGGCGCCAUCGCGACCAUCGGCAUGAGCGAGGACGAUCGCCUCCGCACGCUUGUUCUGGAUAACUGAGGCCAGUCCGCAGCGCGUAAGACCGACAACGAGGCAACCACUCAACAACCGUGAGGUUCGGGGGAAAUACUUUUUUUGUGUUUGUUCCGAUUUAUCUCCCCCCGACGCAUCUUUUUGAAAGUGGAAGCACAGAUUUGUUUGAAAAGAUAUUUUUGGGCCGUAUUUUUGUAGUUGUGCUAGCAGCCAAUAAGAUUUUAAAGAAAGAUUCGCGUGCUAAAGAGAGAAUUGAACAGCGAGAGGGGCCUUUUGCUCCUGGUCAAAUGUCGAGUAGGAAAAAGCAGCUUUUUUGGUGAUUCUGAGAAUGGAGUGCCUGUUAAUGUUGAAGUCAGCUCGAGUGGCGCACAUUUCCGCCAUGCCCGACGGCAGAAAUGUGCUGACGACACAAGCUCGCCGGUCUGGCUGUGUGUGGCCCGCGACCAAAUGGGCCGUGGCCCGGUACCGGCGGCAGUUGGGGACUGCCGAGCCAAACCAUUGCACCAGCGUACUUUUUGGCGCAUAGAAAGAAAAAAAAA